Molecule: messenger RNA, 578 nt
Organism: Nematocida parisii ERTm1
Lineage: Eukaryota; Fungi; Microsporidia
Exons: 1
Coding region: 1-567 (188 amino acids)
Source: RefSeq, a predicted model, not a curated record
AUGGCAGAGAACACAGAUGCAGGCAAAGGUACACCACAGGAAUCCACAGGUAACGGCAGUUUUUCAGAACAACUGUCAAAAAUGAGCAAAACAAUGAAAAUAGCAUGCAUUAUAGGGCUUAUAGUAUUACUUGCUUUAGUUAUUGGUCUAUCCGUAUUUAUAUUAAAGACGGUAGUUGGAACAAGUAAAAAUGCAACAUUGAUUGGAUCAACUACAAUGAAUAAACACACAAAUGCAGUUAGCAAAGAUGACACAGGCAAAGAAAGCUCAACAUCCACAGAUGAUAACCUGAAUAAUUCCAAAAAGCCUAAGCCUAGCAAAAAACCAGGUAAGAGAGGCAAGAGUGCUUCAGUAGUAGGAGGAUCCGCCAGCUCAUCAAAACUUGCAAAUGCAAAAGACAGUAAAAAUCCCACAAAAAAGAAAUUAGGGAGCAAGAAAAGAGAAGGCAAAGCAGGUUUAAUUUCUGGAAAUAAUGGAGCAUCCCACCUAAGCAAUAUGCUGGGAGUUAAUGACAUCAGACUUAUAGAAGCCAAAGAGAGUAAUUUGGUAGAGUCUUCAGCUAAAUAGGGAAAUGAUCA